Messenger RNA from Pomacea canaliculata, 11033 nucleotides. RefSeq names its product serine/threonine-protein kinase mTOR-like. Gene Ontology annotation, biological process: negative regulation of macroautophagy; protein phosphorylation; TOR signaling. NCBI's taxonomy places the organism in Eukaryota, Metazoa, Mollusca, Gastropoda, Architaenioglossa, Ampullariidae. Gene Ontology annotation, molecular function: protein-containing complex binding; protein serine/threonine kinase activity; protein binding. The record is from RefSeq and is a predicted model, not a curated record. Gene Ontology annotation, cellular component: TORC1 complex; nucleus; TORC2 complex.
GAUCGAUAUAUUUCUCGCGUUCUCACACUGCACUCUCGCAAAAUAUCGGAAAUUCACAGAAAUGUCUGCGUCCAUCGUCUUUCUUAGUUUUAGCAAUGUUUUUACUUCUGUACCAUCCUUGGAUUGCACGAAGAAGUGAACAGGAAAUUACAAAAGAUUUACAAAAUAGCAGAUAUUGCUGACAAUCUGACCUCGGAAAAAUGGAGAUUGUCUCGCCACAUGCGCAGCAGAUGAUGAAUCAGUUCAUCAAUGGACUGAAAAGCAAAAAUGAUGAAGUUAGAUUGCGAACUGCAAAUGAUCUUUACCAUUUUGUCAGCACUGAAUUACGUGAGCUGCUUGCAGCUGAUGUAACCUGGUUUCUUGAUACUUUAAAUCACCAUGUUUUCGAGAUGGUCUCAAGUUCUGACAUGAAUGAAAAAAAAGGUGGAAUCCUGGGAAUUGUGAGUCUGAUAGGAGUGGAUAUGGGCAAUGUUACAACACACAUAAGCCGGUUUGUCAACUAUCUGCGAACCCUCGUCCCCUGCAGUGAUCCAGUUGUCAUGGAAAUGGCAUCAAAGGCUAUUGGUAUGCUGGCCUUAUCAUCAGGUGCAUUUGCAGCGGAAUAUGUUGAAUUUGAAGUUCGGCGGGCAUUGGAGUGGCUUGGGACAGAUAGGAGCGAGGGAAGAAGACAUGCUGCGGUGCUGGUUUUGAAGGAGCUUGCAGUCAACACACCAACUUUCUUUUUCCAACAUGUGCAACAGUUUUUUGACUGCAUUUUCAAUGCUAUCCGAGAUGGAAAGCUAAUAAUACGAGAAAGUGCAGUGGAAGCUCUGCGUGCAGCUCUAGUGGUGACAACACAGAGAGAAACAAAAGCUGCCCAUCGCUCACUUUGGUACAAGCAAUGCUUUGACAAAUCACAAGAACAACAAGAUGAUUCACAACUGAAGGAGCGAAAAAUGACAAAAGAUGAUUGGAUCCAUGGUUCUCUUUUGAUUGUUAAUGAACUUUUGCGCUUCAGCAAUGCUGAAGGAGAGAAAAUUCGUCAAGAAAUAGAGGAGGUCUCUGCACAGCAAAGUCAGCACGAUAGAAUCUCUCGGGAUUUAGGUUCACAUAAGUCUAGAGGAAACAGCACAGUGUCAGCACUGCAGCAACUGCAACAGAAGUCCUCUCCUCUCAUAGUCUUUGGCCUUGGAGGUCGAAGCUUUCAAGAAAGACCAGCACCAACAGAGAGUAAGGCUUGCAAAGAUCUGAUGAAUCAACACUUUGAUAAGGUGUGCAACAUGAUGCUACGUUACAGAACAAGUCGGAGUUCAUUUGUACAACUGGCUUUGUUGUCUACUCUGCCACGUUUGGCUGCUUUCAAUCCCAGUGUCUUUUCACGGGCGUACUUGGCAGACACCAUUCAUUUUCUGUUGACAUCCCUCAAGCGAGAGCGAGACCGAACACAAGCAUUCCAGGCUAUUGGUUACUUGGCCAUCUCCAUCCAGAGUGAAAUGUUUCGACACUUACCUCAAGUGAUGGAGAUUAUCCGGGCAUCUUUGCCAGCUAAAGACUACUCCUCAAAGAAGAUGAGGCACUUCACAGUUGAUCCCGCAGUGUUCACCUGCAUCAGCAUGUUAGCCAGAGCCAUGGGACCAGAGAUGACUCAUGAUGUCCGAGAAUUGUUGGACUCCAUGUUUGCUACAGGGCUCAGUCCAGCACUGACUGCUGCACUACGUGAGCUGGCAACCCAGAUUCCCCAGCUGAAGCGAGAUAUUCAGGAUGGCCUCUUGAAAACCCUGUCUUUCAUCCUGAUGGGACACACACUGCGACACCCAGGGGCAGAUAACACCGCCACCUUCACACCUGCAGGAACCAUGGGUGCAGAAACACAUGAUGUAACCAGUAUUACCCUGGCGCUUAAAACCCUUGGAAGCUUUGACUUUGAAGGUCACUCACUUACACAGUUUGUCAAGCACUGUGCAGAGCAGUACCUGGCUAGUGAACACAAGGAAAUACGACUGGAGGCUGUACAGACAUGUGCCAGACUGCUUACUCCCCUCCUCAAUCUUCUGGCUACCAGUCAGAAUCAGAUCAGCUUGGCUGCCAUAACAACAGUAGCCGAUGUUCUGAGCAAACUUCUGGUGGUUGGAAUCACAGACAGUGAUCCCGACAUAAGGUUUUGUGUGCUUAUUUGCUUGGAUGAAAGAUUUGAUCCUCACCUUGCUCAGGCAGAAAAUCUCAAUGCCCUCUUCCAUGCACUAUAUGAUGAGUCAUUAGAGAUACGAGAGCGAGCAAUAUGCAUGAUAGGCAGACUUAGCAGCAAAAACCCAGCCUAUGUGAUGCCAUCAUUAAGAAAAAUUCUUCUGCAGAACCUGUCGGAACUUCAGCAUAGUGGCAUUGGCAGAAACAAGGAGCAGGCAGCCAGGAUGUUGGGCCAAUUGAUUGCUAACACCGCUCGUCUUAUUCGACCAUACAUGGAGCCCAUUCUUAAGGUUUUGAAUCCCAAGUUGAAAGAGCCUGAUGCCAACCCAAGCGUAACUAUCAGUGUGCUGGCAACUGUUGGGGAGCUGGCUCAGGUCAGUGGGACGGCUAUGCGCAAGCACACAGCUGAGCUGCUUCCCAUCAUCAUAGACAUGCUACAAGACAUGUCCUCGCUACAAAAACGUGAGACUGCAUUGUGGACACUGGGGCAACUUGUGGAAAGCACAGGCUGUGUGGUUGAGCCCUACUACAAGUAUCCCAACUUACUGGAAGUCCUUCUUAACUUUCUCAAGACUGAACAGGGAAGCAACAUUCGCAGAGAGGUGAUCCGUGUGCUAGGGUUGCUUGGAGCCCUUGACCCUCACAAAUAUCGCAUGAACACUGGUCUCAGUCAGGCCAGUGAGGCUGCUGUCAGCAAGUCAGAGCGAAAAUUGGAGGAGGGAGAAUUUACAUCUAGUGAAAUGCUGGCCAACAUGGAUCCCAGCUGGACAUUGGAUGAAUUGUACCCAGCUGUAGCUAUAAGAUCAUUGAUGCGUAUCAUUCGAGACCCAAGCCUUAGCCAGCACCACACAAUGGUGGUCCAAGCCAUUACUUUCAUUUUCAAAUCACUUGGUCUGAAGUGCAUUCCCUAUGUAGAAGAAGUGAUUCCUGCUUAUCUCUCCGUCAUUCGAUCAACAAACCCAAAAUUUAGAGAGUUUCUGUUUCAACAACUAGGUGUCAUUAUUGCCAUCAUCAGACAGUACAUAAAGAAUCACCUUGAUGACAUCUUUGAUAUGAUAAAGGAGUUUUGGGUGCCACAAAGUCCAAUGCUGAAUACCCUUCUUCAUUUCACAGAGCAGAUAGCUACUGCUUUGGGAACAGAGUUCCGAAUCUAUUUUCCACAUAUUCUGCCUUUAUUGCUGCGUGCCUUUUUGCAUGAUUCUUCACCAGAACGUGAAUUCACUUGUAAGAUUCUGAGUGCAUUGCAAUUGUUUGGCGCCAACUUGGAGCAGUUCCUCCAUAUGCUUCCCCCAGUGGUGAAGUUAUAUGACUCGUCUGAAAUCUCUUUAACUGCAAGAAAGCUGGCCAUAGAAACAAUAGAACGUCUGACGGAGUCCCUAGAUUUAACAGAAUACUCGUCUAUGAUCAUCCAUCCCCUUGUGAGGGUCUUGGACACCAGCCACAGCCUGCAGAUCGCAUGCAUGGAUGCAUUGACAGCGCUUGCUGGCCAGUUAGGAAACAAGUACAACAUCUUCAUUCCCAUGGUGCACAAGAUCACUGUCCGACACCGCAUUCAUCACCAGCGGUACCAGAUACAGAUGACUAAGUUGUUGCAGGGUACUACUAUUGCAGAGGAGGAGGAUAUACCUGUGAUAUAUCGUCAUGCCAAGAUGAGGCGGCAUGCACAGAGGGAACGGGAACAACAGUCUCAGGCAGACAGCACAACCAUUGCCAAGCUGCCUAUCAAGUUUGACAACCUGCAGAAGUCGCUGUGUGCUGGACGACGUGUCUCCAAAGAGGACUGGAUUGAAUGGCUGCGAAAACUUAGCACUGAACUCUUAAAGGAAACGCCAUCACCUGCACUACGCUCCUGCUGGGCUCUUGCUCAUUCGUAUUAUCCGUUAGCCAAGGAGCUCUUUAAUGUUGCCUUCGUCUCGUGCUGGACGGAAAUGUCAGAAGCAGAGCAGGAUGAAUUGGCCCAGAAUCUGGAGCAGGCUUUGACAUCACAAGAGAUUCCUGAAAUAAUGCAGACACUACUGAACCUGGCUGAGUUCAUGGAACAUUGUGACAAGGGUUCUCUUCCAUUGGAUAGAUAUUUGCUUGGUGAGCAUGCCAUGAAAUGCCGUGCCUAUGCCAAGGCACUGCGCUACAAGGAGGAGCAGUUUAAUCGAUCCCCAACUGCUGAUGCUAUGGAGGCUUUGAUCAGCAUUAACAACAAACUUCAGCAGCCUGAAGCAGCAGCUGGAGUGUUGGAAUAUGCCCAGCGCAACCAUCGUACAGAUCUGAAAAUCCAGGAGAGCUGGUAUGAGAAGCUACAUGAGUGGGAUAGGGCAUUGGAGGCUUACAAUCAGAAACUAGAAGCAAACCCUGAUGAUAUCAAUCUUACCCUAGGAAGAAUGAGGUGCUUGGAGGCCAUGGGAGAGUGGUGAGGGAUCCUGCAUGAAAUGGCUGUAGAGAAGUGGUCUUCAGCUGAUGGUGAUGUUCGAACCAAAAUGGCACGAAUGGCAUCAGCUGCUGCCUGGGGUCUGGGCCAUUGGGACAGCAUGGAGGAAUACAUGUGCUACAUUCCUCACCCAACCUAUGAUGGCAUGUUCUACAGGGCUGUAUUUGCUCUUCAUUUCGAAAACUACCAACAGGCACAACAGUGUAUUGACAAAGCUCGAGAUAUUAUAGACACUGACCUGACAGCGAUGGCGAGUGAAAGCUACAAUCGAGCUUAUGCAGUACUGGUCAGUGCCCAGAUGUUGUCUGAGCUGGAAGAGGUCAUUCAGUACAAACUUGUUCCAGAGCGACGACAAGCCAUCAGAAACAUGUGGUGGGAGAGACUGAAGGGCUGUCACAGGAAUGUGGAGGACUGGCAGCGAAUUCUUCAAUUACAUUCCCUGGUUGUCUCCCCCACAGAAGACAUUCAUGUAUGGCUCAAGUAUGCUAGCUUGAGUCGGAAGAGUGGGCGUCCUGCCCUAUCCCACAAAAUUCUGAUGACAUUGAUGGAGGUGGACCCCAGUAAGUCAAAUCUUCCCUUGGCGACAACACACCCCAGUGUCACAUAUGGUUACCUUAAGCACAGGUGGCUUGUGUGCAGGCAGCGCUCUAGUACCCAGUCUCAAGCAGAAGCAAAAGAUACUUACCAACAGUUGCACCAGUUUGUGCGACAAACACUACAGAAUAAAGCCCUGCAGAUGAUGGGCCCAGACACUUCACAGCAAAAACAGGAGCUCACUCGGCUGACAGCGAGGUGCUACUUGCGGCUGGGACAUUGGGAGGAAGAACUCAAAGGCAUCACGGACACCUCCAUCCCACAGAUUCUGGAGUAUUAUAAUCUGGCUACACAAUACAAUGGUACAUGGUACAAGGCUUGGCACGCCUGGGCCUUGAUGAACUAUGAAGCUGUGUUGUUCUACAAGGAGCAAGCAGGCACUGUCCCAUCCAGCAAUAAUGCAUCUUCAGCAGACCUGACAGCCUUUGGUGCCACGAGGGGACUUGCUGUUGAUUCCUAUCCCUUGACACCCAAGACUGAGUCAAAUGCUGCUAAACUUCAAAAAUUUUGCGUCCCCGCAGUUCAUGGCUUUGUGCGCUCCAUAGCAUUGUCUGUUGAAAACAGUCUACAGGACACUUUGAGGCUGCUGACUCUUUGGUUUGACUACGGCCAGUGGCCUGAUGUGUAUGAAGCACUGGCAGAAGGCAUAAAGAGCAUCCAGAUAGAAACUUGGCUACAGGUCAUCCCUCAAAUAAUCGCACGAAUUGACACGCCUCGAAGUCUUGUUGGACGCCUUGUCCAUCAGCUUCUAAUUGACAUUGGCAAAGCCCAUCCACAGGCAUUGGUCUAUGCUUUGACUGUGGCAUCAAAGUCUAAUGUACCUGCUCGCCAAGCUGCAGCCAACAAAAUCCUGAAGAACAUGUGUGACAGGAAUGCAGACCUUGUACAACAAGCCAUGCUGGUCUCAGAAGAGCUGAUCCGAGUGGCCAUCUUGUGGCAUGAACUGUGGCAUGAGGGACUGGAGGAGUCAUCACGCAUGUACUUUGGCGAUCGAAAUGUUAAGGCCAUGUUCAAUAUACUGGAACCUCUUCAUGCACUGCUUGAACGUGGCCCUCAGACCCUUAAAGAAACUUCUUUCUGUCAGGCUUAUGGUCGUGACCUGAUGGAAGCCCAGGAGUGGUGUCGAAAAUAUCAGCGUUCAUCAAAUGUUAAAGAUUUGACACAGGCUUGGGAUCUCUACUACCAUGUCUUCCGUCGCAUCACUAAACAGCUGCCUCAAUUGACAUCGCUGGAGCUUCAGUAUGUUUCUCCUAAACUUUUGGCUUGCCAUGAUCUUGACCUGGCAGUUCCUGGGACCUACGAGCCUAAUCAACCAAUUAUCCGCAUUCAGCGAGUACAAAGCUCUUUACAAGUCAUCACCUCUAAGCAGAGGCCUCGCAAACUGAGCAUAUUUGGAAGCGAUGGAAAGGAAUAUCAGUUCUUACUCAAAGGUCACGAAGAUUUGCGUCAGGAUGAGCGAGUUAUGCAGCUGUUUGGACUUGUUAACUCUCUACUUCGUAAUAACCCUGACACACUUCAUCGUAACCUCACCAUCACCAGGUUUGCUGCCAUUCCACUGUCCACCAACUCAGGACUAAUCGGAUGGGUGCCUCACUGUGAUACACUUCACACGCUCAUCCGUGACUACCGUGAAAAGAAGAGAAUACUUCUUAACAUAGAGCACAGGCUUAUGCUCAGAAUGGCACCAGACUACGACCAUCUGACACUGAUGCAGAAGGUGGAGGUGUUUGAACAGGCCUUAGAGCACACACAGGGAGAUGAUCUGGCCAAAAUUCUAUGGUUCAAGAGUGCCAACUCAGAGGAAUGGUUUGAACGACGUACAAACUACACACGCUCGCUUGCUGUCAUGUCAAUGGUGGGCUAUGUGCUGGGACUUGGAGACAGACACCCAUCCAACUUGAUGCUAGACAGACUGAGUGGCAAGAUCGUCCAUAUUGACUUUGGAGACUGUUUUGAAGUUGCCAUGACACGUGAAAAGUUUCCUGAGAAAAUCCCCUUCCGCCUGACCAGAAUGCUCAUUCAUGCUAUGGAGGCAACAGGGAUUGAUGGUAUCUACCGCAUGACCUGUGUCAAAGUGAUGGAGGUUCUGCGUCGGAACAAGGACUCCCUUAUGGCUGUUUUGGAAGCAUUUGUAUACGACCCACUGCUCAACUGGCGACUUGUAGAAGUGACUGGAAAUAAAGCAAAAGCAAAAGCAGAGAGGUCAGGGUCAUAUGGUGAAAGUCAAGAAGGAGGUGGAGACCUCCUUGAGAAUGUUGAUCAGACAGGCUCACAGUCAGCCAGCAAGAAGAUGGCAAUUGAAGGUCACGAACUGUCAUCAGGCAGCAUAAACGUACCCUCUGAGGUGAUGAACAAGAAGGCUGUUAUAAUAAUUAACCGGGUCCGUGAUAAGCUGACAGGUCGUGACUUCAACACUGAUGACCCAGUUUCCGUGCCUCGCCAAGUGGAGCUGCUCAUCCAACAAGCUAUGUCUCAUGAGAAUUUGUGUCAGUGCUACAUUGGAUGGUGUCCCUUCUGGUGAAGACAGCUGAAGAAAAUUUUGGGAACAAGAGAAUGUUCCAGAAUAUGUUUGUGAUCUUUCAGCUCAUUAUCAGCUGAUGUCAUAAUGAAGCAUGGCUGAUGCUGUACGUUCUUGUGCUUGUGGCCUUGUGUGGUUCAAUUUUGAUUUCAGCAAAUGAUGAUGACAAUAAUGACGACACAGAUGUCUGCAUACAUGUGUUAUAUUUAUUUCUGCUUGUGCCGGAGCGUCAGAGUGUGAGUAUGAGCAGUUUGGAAACAAAAUUCUGCAUCCAUUAUAGGCCAAUCAAGUGUUAUGACAAAUAAUGAGACUAUUGACGUGACCCUUGUAACCAAGUUCCACAAACUGGGUAUGCUGUGAUCAUUGUGACUUGAGGCCUAGGUCAUUAUACAAGUUUGAAACUGUACCUUUCAGUUUUCGAUGAUUGAAUAUUCUGUUGUUGUUUCACAGUCUUAUUCUAUUUAUAGAUAUAUUUCAUAAAUUUUGGGGCUAAGAAGAUGUACUUGAUGCUUUUUUAAAUUUGCGCUUUUAUGAAAUUUUUAAAGACCUAAGAGUAGACCAGGAUCAGUUUACAAGGAAUGUGAAAAGUGAAAAAGAUGGGCAUAAGCUACAUGAGCAUGGUGCGCUGCAGCCUCAUAAAAGAACCCUUGACCUGUGAUCUCAUGGUCUGCCUAAUGAUUGUUUUACUGAGAAUGGAAACCAGACCAUCUAUAGCCUCGACACUUAACAUUCCAUAUGAUUACUUCCUUCAGCAGAUAACCUUACAUGCAAUCUUAACAGGAAAUUGUUUGCAGGUAUGAUGAUAGAUAUCUUUCUCUGGUCGCAGCUUCCUCCACUUCUUGCAUUAUGUGUAGCAAACUGUGAUGACAUUUACUUGCAUACAUUUAGUAAACAUGUAUUUACAAAAUCAUGGCCCUUUUAGAUUACAUCAGGUUCUUGUGAAAUAUUAAAUGAAGAUCCCUUAUUGUGUCACAAGAUUUAUCUUUCUUUAGUUCAUAUUAUUUGGCCACAAUUUUGUAUGUGUGUGUGAGAGAAAGAGAGCAAUUGGAGUUUGAUGUUUAUCAAUGAUGUAUUUAAAUGUACUUAAAAUAAUGAACUUUUAUUAAAACUCUAAUCCCAUUUUCUGAAGAAUGUACAUAUAUUCUUUACUUGUUUCUUAGUCAUGGUACAGAAUUCCUUACCUUGAUCAGUUUAUUACAAAAGUGAAAUGUUGUUAAUGGUAGUAUUCAAUAUUUCAUGUCAGUGAAUACAGUCAUCUUGCAUUUACGCUACAUUUUUAUAUUGUUGAAUUUCCUUUAUUCAUUUAAGUGUUGUAUGUGUGUGUGUGAGAGAGAAAUGAAAAUAAAAUGUUUUGAAAACCGUACUUUUAAAAAGUGGAAGGAUACAAUAAGAAGUAAGAAAAUCCUUUUUUUUUUUUAAUUUUGUUAAAUGCUUUGGUAAUAAGGAACAGAACUGCUACAUUCUUCUGCAUACGGUCAUAACUAUUUGUGUUAAUUUACUGAAUGUGCUUAAAAGGAAGUAUUAAUCUUGAUGUCUGAAGGGUCAAGCACUUUCAUAAAGUACCGUAUCCACUGAUUGUAGCUUGACUUGAUUUUUUCAGGGAAGUAAUGUAACAGUUAUUUCAUUGAUGCUUUUUCAAUCAUUCAUUAUGUUCUGUUUGUCAUUUGUCUGAUAUUGUGCUCUGUAGAAAACAGGAGUACCAAACACUAGUCUGAAUUUGCUCUUUGUCAUAUGUGAGCAUAAUCUGUGUAAAGGAGACCUGACAGCAUCCAUAACUGAUCAGUUCCUUACCAUUUCUUUGCCUACAUGGUUUGAAGUUGUUUGAGAAUGAGGUAUUGUGACGGUGUAUUUGGAAGAAAAGACACAUUGAAAUGAAGGUAGAAAGUUCUUUGUAGCAGUAAGUGGCCAUUCUCUAUACAGUGUAUAGAAAAUAAGCUUUCCUUGUAUUUUGUGAGCUGCGGCUAUGGUUUUACUUUUAUUAUUGUAUUAUGAUAAAUAAUGAGAACUCAUAUAGCACACUUCCUCACUGGGUAGCAAGCUCAUUGUGCGUCACAGAAGAGUACAACAUAAAAGACAUGAAAAUGAGAGAAUUGGGAUAUGACAGUCAGGUGAAGUGAAAGAGGCAGGGCAAAUUUGUCUUUUAAGCCUUGUGGGUUUUUUUUCCCACAGUUUAAGAUUGCACUUAAGGUUCUAACCUGCGUGCCAAAAAAAACGAUGUCAUCAGGUGAUGAUAGUACCAAUUUACACGUGCAUUCAAGGGGCUGUUUACUUCAAGCUUUACUUCUAACCCUGAAAGAAGCAUUGAUACAUAAAUUAUAAUUUGAUCCCCACAUCAGACCCAAGCACAUACCACACUUGCUUAGCUGUAGGGUAAAAUAAACUGCAUAGAACUGGCAUCUUUCAGACAUAAUGAAGGGGUGGGGGGUUUUAAAAAUUUUUUUUUUUAGUUUCAGACACUUUAAAACUUAUUGAAGAAUAAGCUGAAAUUGUGCACAUCACCGGUUUUUUGUUCUUUUCACAGCAGGAAUAGGCAAGGAGAGCAUGUCCAUGUCUAGCAGGACUAUUACUAUAUAUAGCCUGUGUCUUUAUGAUUAUCAUAACGUGCUAGUCAUGUACUUACAUAUGAGUGUGGUGUAUUUGUAAAUAAUAGACUGGUUACUUCGAUGCAUACAUAAUUCAUGCAUUUGGAUUAUAAUAUGUGAUGAAAUAUGAUUAUUGUUAAAGUGGCAUAGAUGUGCCGUCUGCUUUCCUCUCAUUACCUGUUGUCUGGAUGAGUUUGGGGGGAAAAUGUGGAAAGGCUUACAUUUCCCAUUAACAUUAAUAGUGCAUGUCAACUGGCCAAAUAGCUCUGCUGUGAAAUGUGAAGGGUAACAAGUGUGAAUGGCAACUGGAGGAGGGGGGUAUAUUUCAUCUAAUUUGUGCAUGAUACAAGUGUUUCAGAGUGGCAGUUUCAUACUUUUCAACUAGACAGUGUGUUAUUAGACUGUGUAUGUUGGAAUGGAUAGAGCAUGAAUAGACAGAAGGAAAUAUUAAUUUUGAUGACUAAUGACAGCUACAGUGGUAGCUCAGUGUUCUUAUUUUGGGAACUUAUGUCUGUACAGUAGUCUCUCACAAUAAAAUGUUAACCUAGAAUAAAAGAGUGUUUCAUUCUCUGAAGGCUUAUGACAUACAUCUAGUAAUGUUGGGUGAAGCUUUCAAAAAUGGAAUGUAUAUUUGAAAAGACUUACCAUAGGUUUAGGAAAAGCAAAUGGGUGGAGUAUGGAUACAAGCAUAUGCAUGUAUAGGAGACUGUGACUGUGUGCAUGCAUGUCAGAUUGAAUAAAAGAGGGAAUCUUA